This is a messenger RNA of Orbicella faveolata, 1571 nucleotides long. RefSeq names its product adenylate cyclase type 5-like. Gene Ontology annotation, biological process: cAMP biosynthetic process; intracellular signal transduction; adenylate cyclase-activating G protein-coupled receptor signaling pathway. Gene Ontology annotation, molecular function: adenylate cyclase activity. The record is from RefSeq and is a predicted model, not a curated record. Lineage: Eukaryota; Metazoa; Cnidaria; Anthozoa; Scleractinia; Merulinidae. Gene Ontology annotation, cellular component: plasma membrane.
AUCUCUCAGACCCUCUCGUCCUUUUGGUUUGACGAAGGUGCAGCUUAUCUCUUACACGAGAAUUUAGUGGCUCCAAAAAUACCCAGAGGCAUAGAUGCGGUGUUAAAAACGAAACAAAAACUCUUUUGACGCACUUUGUGAAACAGAUUUACCGUUCUGUUACACCAGAGCGCGAAUAAUGGCGAAAGGUUGUUCACUUGUUUUGGUGCCCUGUGAACCCGACAAGUUUUAGAAUUCGGUUGCUACGGUCCUCAGUAAUUUUUGAGACUUAGUGUUAAAAGAAUUUUCAUGAAAGGGGCCACAUUAGCUUACCGUGAACGCCAAACUAGGCCCGUAAAUUUAUUAUUCAGUCGGUGAACAUGUCAGCUCAGUCUGACUCUACUGCUUUCAACAGAAGGUCUUCGACACCAUCGAGAAGAGCUUGGGAGGAGGAAACAGAAGGGAAACCACAGAUAAGCGCUUCACAAAGCGACCUAAACAAGAAUGUAACUGACAGAAAUAAGCCUGCGUCUCCGAAAAGGACUGCCAGUGAAGGACAAAAGACAUUGACUAGCAUGGAAAGCAACGGAUCGGCCGAAGUUCGACUUAGGUCGGUGGAAGUUGGUGUUGAAGAAAAUGCUAACAUUAGAACCAGCAAAAAUGAAAUUUCUCAGAAGGAUAAUGUAACGAAUGGAUUUCCAGACGUUAACGUUAAAAAUGGAAAACAGUUUGGUUUGAGGGAUCCUGAAGCUUUGAAAGGUGAACAUAUAUGCGAGGAUUCCUGUUGUGGUGACUGGACAUUAUUUACGCGGGUUUUCAAGUCAAAGCGAUUCGAAUCGGAAAAGCUCGAGGGCCUGUAUCAGCGUUACGUGUUUCGCUUGAACCAGAAGUUUAUGAGCUGGCUCAUUGGGCUGCUACUUAUUUUGACUUUUAUUCUAAUAGGGUUGCAGUUCGGUAUGGAAAAUAAAAUGCCAGCGAAAACCAAUGCCGAAGGCAUCACUCUGUGUAUAUUCGCCGUUGCGUACAUCUUGCUUGCUUUGAUUGUGAACAGAAGUGGUUCAUCUCAGAGCCAUUUGAACUGGGUCUCGUAUAUUUUACUUGCCAUCUCAUGUGGAUUUGUACUAGCUGCGGUAGUUUGUCCACCAUGGGAAUUUGCGGAUCCUAGUCAUGUUAAAAGCCUUUAUUCACCGUCGGAUGGCGUAUGGCUGGCAGCCUUCUUCGUUUAUAUGACUUACACCAUGUUACCAGUAAGGAUGAGAAUUGCUGUUUUCGGAGGUUGUCUUCUUCCUGCUAUCCAUCUAAUAUCAAGCGCAGCCAUGAAUAGCAAUGAUACGAAUCUUACGAGAUUGAUUUUCUUUAUGUCAAGACGAAAAUGCAAGAAAACCCACAGGUUCGGCGUUGAACAAGAUCUUUGGCACUGAGUUGAGCGACCAUGGGUUGCACUGUAACCAAGAGCAAUAGUUGAGGGAAGUUGUAGACACUAGUCCCGCCAAAGAAGCUGAAGAUCAAACGACAACAAGUGCUAGUUGCACGAAAUUGCUAGAGAAUGGAUGCAAUUCCGAAACUUCCGCAAUGAGAGAGUCAAGGGCAGA